UCAACAUAUAUGCAAAGAUACCGUCUGUCUUUAUUCCUCUUCCUUUACUUAAAAACUUUUCUAUGACUUGAAUCAACAUAAAGUUGAAUUGAGCUUUUUUGUUGUAGAUCUAGGCUGUAAUAAUUUAAUAUAGGAUAAUUCUGGGCCCUCUUUGUUUGAAUUUAUCACUUUCUAUUGGAUUUGGUUUGUAAUUGUAUACACAUUUAUUCCCCUCUUUUUUCCACUCUCUUUGCAUCUCUUGAAAUGAUGCAAAAAUUGAAGUCUCCUAUCAUUUCGGGAUGAAAUCAAGAAUCAUAAAAAUCAAAUCUUUGUUUCAAGUGAUAUAAAGGGGAAGAGAAGAGAGGAUUGUCUACUUUGAUAUAGCGGCAUAUCAGAUAAUCAUGUUUGCAAAGGUGGGAAACUGCAUUUGGUAUGAUUAGCAUAUUAUCUGAUUGGAGGGGUCUUUGUUAGGGCGAAAUUCGAGAAAACGGGAUGUCAUGUUUAGGAAUUGAUAGAAACUGUGUGGGUUGGGGAAAUCAGAUCUCCUAGUAGGGAUUUGUGAUGGCCUCAAUCAGAAGAACAUUGUCUCCCGUCCCUCGACCGGGAGGUUUAACCAAUGGUGAGGCUUGUCAAGUGGCGUCGCCUUUGUCCAAGUCGUCUUCCAACAGUCAGAACUACCCUCCACAAGGGGGUUUGUUGUCUUCCUCGUUGGGAUCCUUGGACUAUGCGUUGUACAGAGUACAGAGCUUCGUUCUUGGCCUUUUCUCACAACGAUCUUCAAGGGAUGUUGAUAGGUCGAGGAUGAAGGGGCAGAAUUGGCGGAGGGCGUAUUUACAUUUCUUGUUGUGCUUUGUUGUUGGUAUCUUUGCUGGGCUCACACCAUUUGUACCGAUGAGUAUGUCCGGGAAUUCCUUGCCUAAGCAAGAAGCUUUUGAUUCUGAUGAGUUGCUUGGGUUAAAAAAUGAGAUUUCAAUAGUAGGUAAAGUUUCUUUGCAAAAGAACUCUACAUUGGAGAUAGAGAAGGCGAGUGUUAAAGUUAAUCCUCCUCCUGAUUAUUCACUAUUAAAUAAGUCGUUGGAUCUGUCUCGUGAUGGGGUGUUUGAUAAGCUUCUGAUCAUCAUCACUCCUACACAUGCUAGGCCGCUUCAGGCCUACUUUCUUGAUCGCUUGGCACAAACGUUGAGACUGAUCCGACACCCUCUUCUCUGGAUAGUUGUUGAGAUGAAUUCUCAAUCCAUGGAGACAGCUGAAUUGCUGAGGAACUCCGGUGUCAUGUACAGACAUCUCGUAUGCAGUAUCAAGAACGCAACCGAGAUAACAGAUAGAAGUGCACUCCUUAGGAAUGUGGCCCUCUCACACAUAGAGACACACCGUCUUGAUGGGAUUGCUUACUUUGCAGACGAUGAUAACAUAUACUCUAUUGCCCUCUUCGACCAAAUGAGAAACAUCAGUCGGAUUGGGACAUGGACAACGGCCAAGCUGGUGCAAAGCAGAGACGGAAUUCUUCUGGAUGGUCCGAUUUGUAAUAGCUCCCAAGUGUUAGGGUGGCACGUUGAUGACAAGAAGAAACGAUCUCAGAGAUUCCACGCUGAGAUGUCAGGUUUUGCCUUUAAUAGCACCGUCAUUUGGGAUACAAAGAGAUGGCACCGGCCUACAAAUGAACCUAUUAGGCAGAUUGAGACAGUGAAGCAAGACAAGCAAGCAACCACGUUCAUCGAGCAGCUCGUGGAGGAUGAGAGCCAAAUGGAGUGCUUCUCUGCGGAGACUUCGGGAAUCAUGGUUUGGCAUCACACAUAUUCAUACCCUCAUAACUGGUUUACUAGUAUCUCGAGCACCAUCACUCCACUUGACUGAUGCUUUGCAAUUUUGGUUCAAUACUGGAACCGAGGUGCAGGCGAUGUUUGGUGCCAUCUGCAGCCUCAAGUAAACGAGCUUGUGCAACGAAUCCUUGUCAGAGUCAUGGAGAUUAGACAUCCAGCAGAUUCGUUUGAGCGUCUUUUCCCAGUCUCAGGUCCGAGGUUGGAUAUUAUUCAUGUACAGCUUCUGAAUUUAUAUGAUUACUAGCAUCCAUGGGAGGGAAACAUGCUGCCAUGAAAGCUAGAGUGGUUGGAGUUUUAGCAUAUUUUUGCCAAUAUUAGCCAAUUAUAACUUUUUUUUUGCCCUUCUUCUAAAUUUUCAUGGUGCAAUUGCAACUGUAUUAUGUGUUGAUCUUUGUGAAAGAAAAAGUGCUUUCCUCUCUUCUA
This is a messenger RNA of Salvia splendens (bonfire salvia), 2222 nucleotides long. Its product is annotated as probable beta-1,4-xylosyltransferase IRX9H. Gene Ontology annotation, biological process: glucuronoxylan biosynthetic process; plant-type secondary cell wall biogenesis. NCBI's taxonomy places the organism in Eukaryota, Viridiplantae, Streptophyta, Magnoliopsida, Lamiales, Lamiaceae. Gene Ontology annotation, molecular function: galactosylgalactosylxylosylprotein 3-beta-glucuronosyltransferase activity; xylosyltransferase activity. Gene Ontology annotation, cellular component: Golgi membrane. The record is from RefSeq and is a predicted model, not a curated record. The coding region runs from base 541 to 1833 and encodes 430 amino acids. The transcript has 5 exons.